CGUUUCGGGGAGGCGCCACGAGAAAAGAGGGAGAAAACAAGAGGGAAGCGGAACAAAUCGAUUGCCCGUCCCGCUGCCUCCAGAUCGCGCGCCAAAUUCCUUGUUUUGCCGCGGAUUUGGUGCUGCAUUCUUAUUUUUAUUUUGUCAGGGGGCAUUGGCGCAGUUUCCAGGCUUGGAUUUUCCCACUUUUUUUGCUUUUUUUUUCCGCCCCCCAAGUUCUUCGUUUAGAUUUCUUGGUGGGUUGGGGAAUCCCAGAUAAGGGAAACUGCUUCUGUUGGACUUUCUCCGGCUGCGUCCGCCGAUUUCAGCUGCAUUCUGGGGACUGGGGGGCAUUGCGGCUUUGCAUGCCGAUGUUUGCCGUGGCGCCCCCUAAUUUUAUUUCCCCCAGCUUCAGUGAUUCUUUCUGAGCUUCCUCGCCUUUGUUUCUCCUUGCCUGUAAUCCUUGGAGGAGGCGCCAUUCUGGAAAUCAUUACCUUGGUAAAAUCGAUGGGUUUGGUCGAGCAAUCGGUUCUACGGUGCUGAGGAAUCGUUCUCUAUCCCGAGACUGUUUUUUUUUACGGAGAAAACGAAUUCCUGGUGCAUUUCCCAUGGCAAUUGCAAUUGACAUGGUUGCAUUGGUGUAGAAGGAGGCAGCAACGAUGAGGUGCUGCAGGAGGGAAUGGCUCCUAUCCUUGUGCCUCAUCUCUAUUCAGCUCCUCGCGCCACCGGUAUUCGAGGGAUUACUCGUUGGCGCACAGGGCUUGUCGCCGCCGGCCUUGACACCACCCCUUGUCAAACAAGUAGAUGAAAUGGUGGAACAUGUAUGGCUCACAUGUGGCCUAGACAGGGGAUCUCUUGAAGACGUUAGAAAACAUUUCAAUUACAACCAUGUAUUUGACAUUCUCCGUAUGGUCUCUGGAAAAGAUACCAAGGACAACUCUGAAGACAACAGCAAAGCAUUGUCUCCAGAAAUUAAGAACACUUUGCUGAACUGCUUAAGCAAGCAGCCACUUGUCAUUGCUGCACAGGAGAGCGCAAAAAACUUGCCUAUUGAUUAUAUCAAAAUGCUUCUUGCCUCACUAAGAAGAGAUGUGGCUCAGGGACCUCCAGGUGCAGCGGCAACUCCUGCACCACCAGAAGCUGUGAAAACAACUCCAUCACCUUCUCUAGGGGAACCUUCCUCACCAAUACCAGACCAAAAACAAGAUCCUUCAUCGGAAACAUCACCUAAAGAAAAGACAGUGCCUCCAACAAAAAUUUCAGUGGCCAAAAAGGAGGACAGUAGUGGCAUGCCAACCACAGCUAUCGUUGGUCUGACUGUGUCUGCUAUAGCGUUGCUAGCUCUUCUCUGCUUAUGCUGCUGUAUGUACCGUGCAAACAAGGCCUUUUCAUCCAAUGUAAGGGAUGAUAAACCGCUUCUGGGUCUGAACCACAGUGAUUCAUCUGCUGCUUCUCAUAAGUUUUCGGAAGGAAAUCCAAUUGAUAUCAACAAGCUGGGAGCACUGCCAAUGAAGUCAGAGGCUGUCCAAAAUGGCAAUGUCAAACUAAGCUCAUCUGAAGUCCCUAACACCGAUGUUCACCCAGCAGUCUACAGCAGUUUGACUGAGACAAUGGCUUCUUCUACUGGUUCUGCCCCAGUAUCGAAGCCAUCACCUCCACCAGUUAUGCCACCUGCAGCCUCUACACCUCCAAAGGCUCCUUCAUCAACUCCUCAAGCACCUGCACCACCUUCAAAACCUGCUCCAGUUCUUCAUGCAGAAUCCUCACCGCUACCUUCUCCAAACAAUGCACCUCCACCAAAAAAUGCACCUCCGCCAAACACUGCACCUCCGCCGAGCGCUGCACCUCCACCAAAAGCUGCACCUCCACCGCCACUGCCAAAAUCUACUGGCCCAGCUGGCCCACCACCUCCAGCAAUGCCUAGUUCGUCAAAAACACGUCCACCGCCACCCAUGAAGAAGUCAGGCAAGGUGGAUGAUGGUGCAGAUUUUCAUGAAGCUAAAACAAAACUCAAGCCCUUCUUUUGGGAUAAAGUAACAGCAAAUGCUAAUCAAUCCAUGGUGUGGGAUCACAUAAAAUCUGGAUCAUUCCAGUUCAAUGAGGAUAUGAUUGAAACCCUUUUUGGUUAUAACUCUGCGGACAAAACAGGCAGCGAUGGCAAAAAAGAUUUAUCAUCAAAGGUUGGUCCUCAGUUUGUGAGGAUACUUGACCCUAAAAAGGCACAGAAUCUGGCAAUAUCGUUGAGGGCUCUGAGUGUCUCACCUGUGGAAGUAUGUAGUGCAGUUAAGGAAGGGAAUGAACUUCCAUCAGACUUGAUAGACACCCUACUAAAGUGGAUCCCAAGUAACGAUGAGGAGCUUAGGCUUCGACUAUACACUGGGGAACUCACUCAACUUGGUCCUGCGGAGCAAUUCCUAAAAGCAAUUAUUGACAUUCCAUAUGUUUUCCAACGCCUGGAUGCAUUACUUUUCAUGUCCAAUCUUCCAGAGGAAGCUUCAAAUGUGAAGCAAUCUUUUGCUACUUUAGAGGUAGCUUGCCAAGAGCUUACAAAGAGCCGCCUUUUUUUGAAGCUACUGGAAGCGGUCCUUAAGACAGGAAAUCGGAUGAAUGUUGGCACUUUCCGUGGAGGAGCUCAGGCUUUUAAACUUGACACGCUCCUUAAGCUUUCUGAUGUCAAAGGAACUGAUGGGAAGACAACACUGUUGCAUUUUGUUGUUCAAGAAAUCAUUCGUUCUGAAGGGGUUCGUGCUACACGGGCUGCAAAAGAGCAGAGCACCAGUGUAUCAAGUAUGGACACCAAUGAUGUUACUGAUGGCAAUGAUCAGCAAACUGAAGAUGAUUACAAACAACUUGGACUGAAAGUGGUGUCCAAUUUAGGUGAUGAACUCCAAAAUGUCAGGAAGGCAGCAAUCCUAGAUGCAGAUCAAUUGGCUAUGUCGGUAGCAAGCCUUGGCCACAAGCUUGUCAAAACCAAAGAAUUCCUGAACACGGGCAUGAAAAGUUUGGAUGAAGACAGCGGGUUUCACCACAAGCUUAAGCAUUUCACUGAGCAGUCUCAGACUGAUGUUACUUUCUUGCUAGAGGAAGAGAAGAAAAUACGGUCAAUGGUCCGAAGCACAGUUGAUUAUUUUCACGGGAGUACAGGGAAGGACGAAGGCCUACGGUUAUUUGUGGUAGUGCGAGAUUUCCUCACAAUGCUGGACAAGGUAUGCAAAGAGGUGAAAGAAGCAUCAAAAGUAGCGCCAAAGAAAACGAAGACCCAUCAGCCAUCCCAAACAUCCCAAUCAUCUUUCAAUGAUCCAAGGCGCAACCUAUUCCCUGCAAUUCAAGACCGGAGGGCAGACAGCUCAAGCUCAAGUUCUGAUGAGGACGACUAGCUGUAUAUCAAAUCAAGGAACCCAUCGUUUUCCCCUUCGAAGUGUGCUGCAUUGACCCUUCCAAACAAUAGUCAGUGAUACGAGACAUGAAAAUCGAUGGGGGGUACGAUAACAUGGACGCUGUUUUGUCCAUUCACUGUACCAACAGAAUCAAAUUGCUAAACGGCCUAAACCUGGCAUGCUGUACACUUGUGCUGUUGGGAAGAAUUGGCAAGUAAUGGGACCCGGCUUGGCCUUCCGAGGUGGUUGUUUGGCACUCUCCUAUGGAGGAAAAAAGAUGUUCAUGGUCGGAGGCAGUGUCCAUCCAAAAGAUGCAACCAAAGGCACAUUGGGCGAUUCAAAGGAAGAAAACUGACCUAGUUUAGGGCAUAACAUGUACGAUGAGGUAGGCUGACUCUGAUACUGUUCUUUUGCUCAUUAUACACAUGUACCAAACACACAGAAAUGCAUUGCAGAGACUUGUGAAUCUGAUGCUUUUGUUUGCAAUUUCACAACAUAUUCGCAAACAGACCAAAACAAAGGACAGUUAGUACAAGUUUGUCCAUUACUCAUGCUCUUGCUACAGCUGAAUGGCCCUCAGAUACCUCAUCAAACCAAGAAUUGUGAUAAUUCUUCAAAUUUCUUGUUCCCUGUCUCUGUAAACUCGAUGUUUUUUAUGUAUUUUAAGGGAGAGAUAGUGGGGUGAACUUGAGCAUUCAGGCUAGCUGUGUUCUGUUAACUGUCGGCUGCCGCAGUGCUGGCUUGCCGCUUGCCGCCGCUGCUCAACUGCCAUUUUUCAUGAA
Setaria italica (foxtail millet) is the source of this 4138-nucleotide messenger RNA. Its product is annotated as formin-like protein 11. The record is from RefSeq and is a predicted model, not a curated record. Bases 639 to 3356 code for a protein of 905 amino acids. The transcript has 6 exons. NCBI's taxonomy places the organism in Eukaryota, Viridiplantae, Streptophyta, Magnoliopsida, Poales, Poaceae. Gene Ontology annotation, biological process: actin nucleation; actin cytoskeleton organization. Gene Ontology annotation, molecular function: actin filament binding.